CUGGCAUCAUCCAUCGUUGCUGACCUCACUUCCGGCAUUCGUCUGCUUCCCUAUCCCACUCUUUUCUAUUUUGGUCCUUUCCUACGAAGUCUACCCUUUUACUGUCCAUCCUUUACAUCGCAAGAUAAUAUACCCGCUGCAGUUUUCGCCAUGGGCCAAGACCCCCGGGUUCUACUUCAGAAAGCCGACAAAGCGUUAAGCGGCGCAUCUAGUGGCUUCAGCUUUUUCGGUGGACGUGCAGAGAAAUAUGAAAAUGCGGCAGAUCUAUAUACACAGGCUGCAAACGCCUUUAGGGUCCAGAAAAUGAACAAGGAAGCCGGGUUAGCAUUUGAAAAGGCUGCUACCAUCCAAAAUCAGAACCUCAACGAACCCGAUGACGCUGCCAACACAUUGAACGAAGCAUUCAAGGUGUACCGCAAAUCCGAUCCCGAGGAUGCCGUCCGGGUGCUCUCCAGUGCAAUCCAACACUACGUAUUGAAGGGAAAUCUUAGACGUGCCGCAACUCAGCAGCAAUAUCUGGCGGAAGUAUAUGAGGUGGAACUAGGUGAUAUGAAGCGGGCUCUCGAUGCGUACGAAAAGGCUGCAGACUGGUUUGAGGGAGAUAAUGCCGAAGCUCUCGCAAACAAGCAUUACCUCAAAGUAGCCGAUUUGGCCGCUCUCGAAGGCGAUUAUUACAAGGCAAUUCAGCACUAUGAGAGAAUAGGACGCUCUUCGAUCAACAAUAAUUUGAUGAAGUGGUCCGUGAAAGAUUAUUUCUUGAAAGCCGGCAUCUGUCAUCUAGCCACGAAAGAUCUCGUCGCUACAAACCGCGCACUCGAAAGUUAUCGGGACAUCGACCCGACCUUUGCCUCUACCAGGGAACACCAGCUCCUGAUCGACCUGGUCCAGACCGUUGAGCAGGGUGACCAGGAGGCCUUCGCCGAUAGACUCUUCCAGUAUGACCAACUCAGCAAGCUGGAUAAGUGGAAGACCACUGUACUAUUGCGCAUCAAAAACAAUAUUGAAGAGGCAGUGGAGGAUUUCUCAUAAGGCCUACCUCAAUUGCGAUUUGGAAAUUCUUUCUCGUCUUGGAUCCUCAGUUCUUUUUCUGAUUCACUAUGGUAUCGUGAGGGAUUAGAGAUCUCCCGCUGUCGCUCGGUAUUUCCAUGGAUGGUAGUUAUCGUGCUAAAUUCCCCCCACUAUGCUCUCUUCUUAGAUAUUAUGCACCUGUUCAUAUCGGUGUCUCGUCUCUUACACAUUAACGAAGACACGAAAAUGAUAAUUGAUUACCCAGUGAUUUACUUCACUGUAGCCCUUCGAAUUCGCAAAGAUUACGUAGUCA
Molecule: messenger RNA, 1321 nt
Organism: Monascus purpureus
Lineage: Eukaryota; Fungi; Ascomycota; Eurotiomycetes; Eurotiales; Aspergillaceae
Source: the annotation of a GenBank genome assembly